Messenger RNA from Cylicostephanus goldi, 348 nucleotides. The record is from the annotation of a GenBank genome assembly. NCBI's taxonomy places the organism in Eukaryota, Metazoa, Nematoda, Chromadorea, Rhabditida, Strongylidae.
AUGCAAAACGUGCGUCGAAAAAUUGUGGAGCGUAUCCUCAACGAUUGUGAAGUGGAUCAGGCAAACGUACAAGCUUUGGAUCAAGCGCUAUCUGAACUCACGGAUUCGCGGACGUCUGGAGAAAUGCGCUGCAUCGCGACACCGGCUGCCAACUUCCCUAUCAACAUUCGCGAUGAGAUUCGGGGACUUCGGAAGGAUUGCGAAUUUUUGCAUCGUUUGGCGAGAGUCACGUCUACCUCAACGACGAUCGAAAAUGCCCUCGAUGAAGUGCAGCUAGAUGAAAUUUUGGCGCCGUAUCAUCCAGAAAGUCCGAGGAAAUUUGAGGAGGAACUGCAUGCUGCUGAAAGG